Messenger RNA from Pieris macdunnoughi, 1917 nucleotides. NCBI's taxonomy places the organism in Eukaryota, Metazoa, Arthropoda, Insecta, Lepidoptera, Pieridae. The record is from the annotation of a GenBank genome assembly.
AUGGAAAUGUUCAUAAAAUGUAUUGUUCUUCUCGUUUCUGUGCGGUCGGUUUAUCUUUAUUGUGGCCCUUACAAUGGCCAGAUUUGUAAACAUUAUUCUACGGGAUACGUCUGGUACAAUCAAACGGGGGGUCUUGAAAAUGAAAAAAUUACAACAGGCCUUUGGAAGGAAAUGAUUUCAACUUUAAAAGAACCAUGUAGAAGUAAAGCCGAAAAAUUACUGUGUGCUUAUGCUUUUCCUAAAUGUAUAAAUAAGGAAGAUGUGGGGAACAUAGCUUUACCUCUUUGCUAUGAAGACUGUAUGGCUGUGAAAAUGCAGUUCUGUUAUAAUGGUUGGAUUGUGAUUGAAGAACAGAAGCGUCGAGGUGUUUUCUUUGAAUCAAGAGGGCAUUUUAGGUUUCCUGAAUGUGAAAAGCUUCCAAGAUUUUCAGGAAAAGGUUCACAUGUUACUUGUCAUAAUACAGGAAUAACAGAAAUGGACUACAGUCAAGUGACUACAAAUUGUUAUCAUGGAAAUGGCAGAUUUUAUCAAGGAACUAUGAAUGUGACCGAAACUGGACUUUCUUGUCAAGCUUGGGAAUCACAGUAUCCACAUCAACAUACCAGACCACCUCUUAUUUUCCCAGAAGUCCAGAAUGCCACAAACUAUUGUAGAAAUGCUGGAGGUGAAGAACGUAAACCAUGGUGUUAUACUAUGGACCCUACAGUAAGAUGGGAGUACUGUGAUGUACCACUUUGUGCCAAUUCAAGUGAGAUUACAAUUGACAAUAUCAAUGGACCAAUUAUAAUGGAGAAUUAUUUUACCCCAACUUUUGUAUUAUUUUUAUCUAUUGGUGGUCUUGGUUGUGUUUUAGGAAUAGCAUGCAUUGCACUUUUAUGCCACUAUUUUUUGAAAAAUCAUUACUCUAAAUGUAACAUCUCAAGAAGAAAUGUUCAAAAUAUAGAUAUAGAUUUAGAUAAACUACCUAGUAAUAUGGCAUACCAUACAACAGGGGCACAACUUAAUCCAAAAUUGGAAAAACUGGAGUUUCCUAGAAAUAAUAUAAUUUAUAUUAGGGACCUUGGCCAAGGUGCAUUUGGUAGAGUCUUUCAAGCAAAAGCACCUGGCUUAGUUCCUGAGGAAGAAUUCACUUUAGUGGCUGUAAAAAUGUUAAAGGAUGAAGCAUCUCAUGACCUACAAUUAGACUUUGAAAGAGAAGCUUGUUUACUUGCAGAGUUUGAUCAUCCCAACAUUGUUAAAUUAUUAGGAGUAUGUGCUGUUGGAAGACCAAUGUGCUUACUGUUUGAGUUUAUGGGUAAAGGUGACUUAAAUGAAUACCUUAGAGCUUGCAGUACUGCCCCUAAUUAUCCUCCAGGAGUUGAAAACAGAGAAGAUUUGCGCCUUUUAGUUGCGCCACUUACUGACUUAGAUCUUUUACAUGUGUCUAGGCAGAUUGCAUCUGGAAUGGUGUAUUUAUCAGAUAGAAAAUUUGUUCAUCGGGAUCUAGCCACUAGAAAUUGUCUCAUUAAUGAUGAUAUGGUAGUUAAAAUAGCUGAUUUUGGUUUAUCUCAUAAGAUUUAUCUACAAGACUACUACAAAGGAGAUGAACAUGAUGCCAUCCCAGUACGAUGGAUGCCUUUAGAAAGUAUUUUAUAUAACAAAUAUACACUUGAAUCAGAUGUAUGGGCUUAUGGUGUAUGUUUGUGGGAGAUAUUCUCAUUUGCUUUGCAGCCAUACUUUGGCAUGACUCAUGAGGAAGUAGUUAGGUUUUUGAAGGAUGGUAAUGUCCUUGCCUGUCCUGAUAACACACCUAGGUGUGUAUAUGACUUAAUGAAGCAGUGCUGGAACCACAAUCCUAGUGAUCGCCCAAACUUUAGAGUUAUUUAUCAAACAUUGGACAAUAUUCAAAUGAUAUUAGAAAGACGUCACUCUGAUUAA